Messenger RNA from Ciona intestinalis (vase tunicate), 3155 nucleotides. The record is from RefSeq and is a predicted model, not a curated record. Lineage: Eukaryota; Metazoa; Chordata; Ascidiacea; Phlebobranchia; Cionidae.
UAUAUUUAGUUGGAAGAAAAUAAUCGUGGUCGCUACACCUAGCAGACAAACGAGCCAUGAUUGCUGGAUUACUGGAACAAUUGUGUCUUGCCUUUUGAGCGCAAAAGAAACUAAAAAAAGACAAGAAAAACAAGAAAAAUGACAAUUUUUCGAAAGCUGUUCGGUCGAACCAGGAUAUUUUCAGUCAGAUGCAAACGAAAGGUUGGGACGAACAGGUCGAAGAAAUGUCUGGUCUCUAUUACUGUGAUGUUAUUUAUAGUUUUUGUUUAUCAACAACGAGCGCAAAGAUUUGUUCACCAAGUCAAAUCAUCGGCGUUGCUUUCGUUAAAUACGACCCAAUCCACGUUUAACUUAAGGUCAAAUACGAUAGUUAGCAAUGCUGAAGGACCUCCAAUACAACCUACGUUGGACUUGAAAAACUGUAGCAAUAAUGAGUUGGUUGGACCGAUGGCCAUUAACCCGAACAUUACACCCAAUUUUGACGAAGUGGAAAAUGCAUCAAGUAUUCACUUGUUGAAGAAUGGAUGUUAUACGCCAACAACCUGCAUACCAAGGCAAAAAGUCGCUGUUAUCAUUCCGUUCAAAGAAAGAGAUGCUCAUCUAAAAACAUUGUUGUUUUACCUUCACCCGAUGUUGCAACGGCAGAAAAUAAGUUACUGCAUUUUCGUCGCUGAGCAGUUCGACGAUGGUCAGUUUAACAAAGCCAUGAUAAUGAACGCUGCGUUUGAAGAAGCGAUGAAACACGAUUGGUUUGAUUGUAUUAUAUUUCAUGACGUGGAUAUGAUUCCAGAGGAUGAUAGGAAUCUUUAUGUUUGUGGGGAACAGCCCCGUCAUAUUUCGCCAGCCAUUGACAAGUUCGAUUACAAGUCCCAUUACGGCACAGAGUUUGGAGGUGUGACCGGUAUAACGCCUGCGCAAUACAGGAAAGCUAAUGGGCAUUCCAACCAAUUCUGGGGUUGGGGUGGAGAAGAUAACGAUAUGGAGUUCCGUAUAUUUAACAGCGGGAUGAAAAUAAUUCCAUCUCCUUCUAAAAUUGGAAGAUACAAAAUGAUCGUCCAUACACACCCUUGGAAGUUCAGCGCAAACAAAUUCCCAACCCGUUUAAACAAGACUCGCGUCGCGAGAGCGAAAACUGAUGGUUUGUCCGACUUACAAUACCGCUUGGUUGGAAGCGAAUCGAACCCUCUUUACACGAAGUGGUUUAUCGAUAUUAGGAAGAUUGAAGUUAAGCGGAUAACUCUUUACAUUGAUGACAAACCAGCCAUGGAUAUUGACAUCGAACCAGGAAAAUGUAGAUGGGAGCGAGUCGAAGGAAAAUACUUAGAUUUCAGCAUCGAGUUAACGAACAUAAAAGAAGCAGCGCCAUUGGUUGAACGAUAUUUAAAAACAAAGAAACAAACCGUUGUCCCUCCGCAUGUUAAGCUACCUUCUACCCCAACCUCGCAAUUUCGGUUUUCUAUCGUUGAAAACUUCGACGACGCGACCACUUUAUGCGACAAGAUCGCUCCUUUAUGCGUGGGGGUUCAAAAGGAAAACAGCGAAGAGAAAUACACGCUGCGACGCAGCAACAUGCCGAGAAAUAUCGUUAUAAGCGGCCCAGUGUUGGAAACCCCACCAACCGAGGACCCUUCGUUCCCGUUUAACUUUACAAGCCCAAGACGAAAGCUGUUUUUCCCAAACAAGGUCGCCCAUGUUAGAUACUGCCCUGGGAGUUCGGGCGAUUAUCAAAUGUUGAAGAAGACGAUAAAAACGACGUAUGCAGAUUUCUCUAUGCCGCAACAUUGGUUCAAAUUUGAUGUUCAAUUUACUGUUAUAAAGUCGCCGUCCGCCUAUAUUUAUUACAAGGACAGCAGAUAUUUCGAAGCCCAAACCAACAAAGAACAAAACACGUUCAGGUUUUCGUGGCCGGGAGGGAGGACGCCAAACUUCAACAACGUCGAUACACCUCGAGAAUAUACUUUCCAAACUACACAGUUCCCAAUUUCUAACAUACCAGGUUGCUACUCUGUUGAAAGCAGGAUCACCGAUCAUUUGAACCAACCCUUGUACCAGUGGAACUGGUGGUUUGAAGUUAGCAGUGGGAACAAGGAGAUUGAUGCUCGGUUAAGGGAGGAAUAUUGGAGAAACCGUUCAAAAGAACAAGCAAUGAAAGCUAAGAUGGCGCGAGCGGUGAGCAUGCAACGAAGAAAGGAUGCGAUGGAUCUGAAACGACAACGAGAACGAGAAAAGAAGAUUGCUAAAUUUCAUAUGUCGCUUAAAGAAAUCACUCUACCACCUGCGGACAGAUGGCCCAAAAAGGAAACAAACGUUGACACAGACGAAAUAAACGAAGCAGUUGUUGUCGGCAACGGUCAAAUCAAACCUUACGAUCCAAACAACAGUUUGCCACCUGUCGUACAAGCGGUGGGAAACACAAGAACUUACGAACCGAAAGUUGCCGUUAGUCGAAAAUAUCACACGGGUUUGCCGCAAAAACUACGAACUCAUAAUGUUAAAAAUGGGGCAAUUUAUUAGUUUAUUAUAAGGGUGGGGUAAAACGGGACACCUUAGGUACAUAUUAUCCAAAUAUCCGGAUCGUGUUUUAAACAAUUAACAACGGUCUAUUGGAGUUGUGAGGAUACGGUUUUAUAAUUUUUUGUUUGCUAUCAAUGGGACGAGAAAACAAAAAUAUGUCCCAUCUUCCCCCACUCUACUGUAAUACACAACUCUCAGGUCUGAAAUCUUCACGUUUAAUUCAGAGUGGUAGAUUAUAAUGGCAAUCAUACAUUACUGCUCUCAUCGUUUUUGUUGCAACUUUUUAUUAGGCCUAGUUUAACAGCAAAACAUUGGCGACCUAAUUUCCGAAACUACAUUUCACACAACUUUUGUAAGCAUGCAAUAAAAUGAUUUAACUUUUACAAUAAAAGUCAGGUGUUUGUGAACCACUGUAGUAGACGACCCAAAUCAAAUGGUGACCCAGGGGUACAUAAGCAUCAUACUUUAGAAUUAUUAUAAUUAUGGUCGAAAAUUAAACCCGUGUUAAAAUCAAAUGUACUUUAUCAAAUGUCUAUUAGUUUUCGUGGCAUGUUGUUAUUUUAAACAUGUUUUAUGCCAAAAUAAAAAUGUACUAUACCUAUUCGUGGUUAUUUCGUCAAUAAAUGCUACAGAAAACAGUA